This is a messenger RNA of Ruditapes philippinarum (Manila clam), 1919 nucleotides long. RefSeq lists its product as uncharacterized. The record is from RefSeq and is a predicted model, not a curated record. Gene Ontology annotation, molecular function: metalloexopeptidase activity. Gene Ontology annotation, biological process: proteolysis. Bases 105 to 1274 code for a protein of 389 amino acids. The transcript is spliced from 8 exons. Lineage: Eukaryota; Metazoa; Mollusca; Bivalvia; Venerida; Veneridae.
UAAAAUAUCAUAUUACAUAUAGUAGUCAUCUACAUAAUCAUUUGAUGUAACGUUUGUUGGUUGAGUCACUAACGCGCUGGAUUUGGUUUUAUAACACUGUCACAAUGUUGAAUUGGCAAGGAUUUAUUAUCUACGCUUCUCUUUUUGUAUCUCAAGUGAUCCACGCAGCAGACAUCGAUUACUUGAGAUCAACAAUUACCAAACACUUCUCAGACAACCGAAACCACGUGAUUAACAAUACAAACAAAAUUGCUUCCAAGGAAUUUAUAUACAACGAGUUUAAACGAUUCGGACUUGAAACCUACUAUCAUAACUUCAGUUACACCAGCUUUUCUUCGGAACCAUUUGCAAAUGUCAUUGGCAUUCUAAAGGGUACAAACUUUGGAAAAGCAAGUGAUAAAAUUAUCGGACUUGGUGCUCACUAUGACACUGUGCAACAGACGAAAGGGGUUGAUGAUAAUGGCGCCGGUGUAGCCGCCAUGUUGGAAGUUGCUAAGCAACAAACAGGCCAAAGCAAACAAGGAGUGAAGCGCAAAAACACAAUUAUAUUUGUGUCUUUUGACUUAGAGGAACAAGGUUUAAUAGGUAGCAGUCAUUUUAUAACUGAAUGGCUGGAUCCAUGGCUAUCCGAACAUUAUAAUGAAGCGGCCAAAUCCAUACAGCCUCAUGGAAUAAUUAUUUUGGACACGGUAAUGGAAUAUAAUACAUCCGGUAAUUCUCAGAAAUUACCUCCUGGAGCUGAGGCUGCUUUUCAUCAACUAUUUCCAAAGGCGUUCGAAAGUAUGAGUUCGGACAACUUCCAAGGAGAUUUUCUGACUUUGAUAUAUCGCAGAACCGCGGAUGACUCACUGGCAACUUCAAUGACAAAGUCCUGGGCAGCUGAGAAGCGCCCUCAGUUUGAAAUAGAAUCGUUUCCUUUACCAUUUGUAGAUGUAAGUUCCCUGAAUCAGACCUUGAUGAGUUUGUUUGGAAAUUUCCUCCGUAGUGACCACAGAAACUUCUGGCUUGACAAUAUACCAGCGAUAUUUUUGACAGAUUCAGCAAAUUUCCGUGGAGAUAUGGUGGAAUGCUACCACAAUCCUUGUGAUGAUCUAGCUACGAUGCUUACUGAGGACAACAUUAACUUCCUUGGGAAGACAUCAGAUGCCAUUGCAAGAUCAAUCAAUGAAUUGUCAGAGCCAACCAAACCCGAUACAAGUGGAUGUACCGGAGCAUUUCUAAGCCGUGUGACUUUUGUUUUUGAUGGUGUUGGCCUUUUUUGUUUUAUAAUAUGAUCAUACAUAAUUAAAAAGUAAUUUAAGUGAUGAGUAUAGCGUUCGUUGCAAACGCUGUUACUGAUGAAUGUUUGUUUAAUUAGCAUAAUCAAUGGUAAAAAAUAUGACGCUUUGCUUUUAAGUUACCUGUGUAUUAUGUAUGGUAGAUUCGUUUAUUAAAUUUACAUUUCUUUCUCAAUCCUUUGCCACACUAUACACAUUUAAACAUUUUACAUUAGUCGAAAGAGAAGAGCAUAUGAUUUGUCAUUGUGUUAAUGACAAUUUUUUCUAUUCUUUCAUGAAAGUUUUAUACAUUUAAACACUCGUCACAUAUUUUAUAAUGUAACACGAAAGAGUGUGUACACGAUAUGUUUAUGGCAUUUUUCAAUACAAGUAAUUCAUGAAAGCUUUGUUACAUUUAAACAUUUGUCACAUAUUUUUGAUGUAACACAACAGAGUACAAGAGUAUUGUUUUGCUAAUGUCAAUUUGUCAAUAAUAAUAUUCGUGAAAGCUUUACACAUUUACACAUUCGUCUGAAAUCGUAUGAUGCACGUUAAUUAUUUUUGUGUUUAUGUUAUUUUUCAAUCUUUUUUUAAGCCUUUGUGUCUUGUAUCAUCUGCUCUUUAUACUUUUCUUAAUAUGUUUCAUAUAAAUGAACACGACAA